AUGUUGGGUACUAGCAUCAACUUCUCGCGUGGUCGUGGUGAGGAUCGGUUUUAUAAUCCGCCGCAAGCUCGCCGGUUGUUACACACGGCGGAGAAUGAGAGGAUUCGUAGAGCUCAUAGUGAUGUGACGCCGAGUCGGUCGGUGAUUAGAGAGAAAUCUAUGGAUUCGGUUGAGAAGGAGAAGAAACGGGUUGGGUCUGAAGAGAGCAAGAAAGUAGUUGCUGUGACUUCGUGUGAAACGGAGGUGAAGCGGUUGAGUAACUUGGAGAGGUUUUUGAAAUCGGUUACGCCGUCUGUGCAUGCUCAGCAUCUUUCUAAGAGGAACUCAAGAAGCUUUAGGACAUGUAGUGAGGAGGUUCCACCUUACUUUGUUCUUGGUGAUUUGUGGGAAUCAUUCAGGGAGUGGAGUGCUUACGGUGCUGGAGUGCCGCUUGUACUUAAUGACAAAGAUAGUGUUGUUCAAUAUUAUGUUCCUUAUCUUUCCGGGAUUCAAAUUUAUGCCCAGACUGUCAAGCCACCUGUGAAGUCAAGGCAACUAGGCGAUGACAGUGACAGUGAUUUCAGGGACUCAAGUAGUGAUGGUAGCAGUGAUUGUGAACCUGCUAGAGGAUAUAGGGAACAAAGGAAUCUUCCCCAUCUCUCGGAUGACUUAUCUAAUUGGAUGGGUAGAUUAUCUGGCUACUUGCUAUUCGAGUAUUUUGAACGGGACACUCCUUAUGGCCGUGAACCUUUGGCUGAUAAGAUGAUGGACCUUGCUUUUCGUUUCCCUCAACUGCUGACACUUAGAAGUUGUGAUAUACUAUCAUCAAGUUGGAUAUCUGUAGCAUGGUAUCCUAUAUAUAGAAUUCCAAUGGGUCAAACAUUAAAAGAUCUCGAUGCGUGCUUUCUGACAUACCAUUCUCUUUCUACACCUCUGGGAGGUUUACAAAGAGUGCAGCCUCCUGUACCAUCACAUCCAACCGAGAUGGAUGGUGUCCCAAAAAUAUCUUUACCUGUUUUUGGUCUUGCCUCAUACAAGUUCAAGGGACCCCUGUGGACUCCAAGUGGUGGAUACGAGCGCCAAUUAUCCAACUCUCUUUUACAGAAUGCUGAUAAAUGGUUAAGACUGCUUCAGGUCAGUCACCCAGAUUUCCUGUUUUUCAGCCGUUGA
Molecule: messenger RNA, 1149 nt
Organism: Vicia faba (fava bean)
Lineage: Eukaryota; Viridiplantae; Streptophyta; Magnoliopsida; Fabales; Fabaceae
Source: the annotation of a GenBank genome assembly